GAACUUCCCAACCUGAGAUCGGGUGUGCCUUCCUGUGUGAACGACAGAGGCGGAGUUUACCGUGUCACAGACGGAAAAGCUGCAGCUGCUUUUCAUUUUGCUGUUUGCAAAGCAGGAGUCUCCGUGUGGCCCCGUCAGCUGGCAGCAUGUGUGAGACACGGGGACCAGGACAGCCACAGUGACGAGACACCGGCUGGGAUAUACAUUAUCUAACCGAGGUUGCUUGUGGAUGAACUUCAACCAUGGUGCAGAAAUACCAGUCCCCUGUUCGGGUCUACAAGCACCCAUUUGAGCUAAUAAUGGCGGCUUAUGUGAGGAGGUUCCCAAAAUGCCCCUUGAUCCCAGUUUUUGCGGACAGUGAGAUGAUCUAUGAGAACCAAAGUGAGGGUGGAUCCGUGCUGGUAACUGAGAGGCGCUGCACGAUCGACAUUGAUGCUCCACGACUUCUCAAACGGAUUGCUGGUGUAGACUACCUGUACUUCAUCCAGAAGAACACUCUGAACCGCAGAGAGAGGACGCUCCACAUUGAGGUCCACAAUGAGACGUUUUCCAACAGAGUCAUUGUCCGCGAGUGCUGCAGCUACACAGUUCAUCCAGACAAUGAGGACUGGACAUGCUUUGAACAGACAGCGAGUCUGGACAUCAAGUCUUUUUUUGGCUUUGAGAGCACAGCAGAGAAGAUAGCUAUGAAACAGUAUGCUAGUAACAUUCAAAAGGGUAAAGAAAUUAUUGAGUACUACCUCAGGGAAUUGGAGGAAGAAGGAGUAACUUACAUACCUCGUUGGACCCCCCCUGUAGUCUCUGGCACUGCUGGUGACAACAGUCUGCUUCCCUUCUCUACUGCCAGACCCAUCCCGGUGAAUGGUGCCAAGGACCUGGCCUGUUCCACAGAACUAGUGGCUGGCUCUCCUGAUGACAAAUUGGAUGCUGACUACAUCAGACGUUACCUAGGUGAUUUAACGCCUCUGCAAGAAAGCUGUCUUAUUCGACUGCGCCAGUGGCUCCAGGAAACCCAUAAGGGCAAGAUUCCAAAGGAUCAGCAUGUACUGCGCUUCCUGAGGGCCAGAGAUUUCAACCUCGACAAGGCCAGGGAGUUCUUGUGCCAGUGUCUUACCUGGAGGAAGCAACAUCAGGUGGAUUUCCUGUUAGGCACAUGGGAGUGGCCACAGCUGCUCCAUGACUACUACACUGGGGGCUGGCACCACCAUGACAGAGAUGGCCGUCCUCUGUACAUCCUGCGUUUGGGACAAAUGGACACUAAGGGUUUGGUACGAGCCUUGGGAGAGGAGGUGCUUCUGAGACAGGUUCUGUUCAUUAAUGAGGAGGGACUGAGGCACUGCGAGGAAAACACCAGAGUCUUCGGCCGACCCAUUAGCUGUUGGACUUGCCUGGUGGAUCUGGAGGGUCUGAACAUGCGUCACCUGUGGAGACCGGGCAUUAAGGCUCUGCUGAGGAUCAUCGAGGUGGUCAAAGCCAACUAUCCUGAGACUCUGGGUCGCCUCCUUAUACUGAGAGCACCUAGAGUUUUUCCAGUGCUCUGGACCCUGGUCAGCCCCCUGAUCGAUGAGAACACUCGUAAGAAGUUUCUUGUUUAUGCUGGAAAUGACUACCAGGGUCCAGGAGGCUUGGUGGACUACAUUAACGAAGAGAUCAUCCCUGAUUUCUUAGGAGGGGACUGUGCUUGUGACAUCCCUGAGGGAGGUAUGGUUCCCAAACCUCUGUACAGGACAGCAGAGGAGCUGGAGAGUGAGGAGAACCGCCUGUUGACUGAAUCCAUCUAUAAGAUUGCCAGUAUCUUCAAGGGGGCUCCAUAUGAGAUGCUGAUCGACAUCACAGAGGCCUCCUCUGUCAUCACCUGGGACUUUGAUGUUUGUAAAGGAGACGUGAUGUUUAACAUCUUCCAUUCGAAGAGGGCCCCUCAACCUGUUAAGAAAGAUGCUCUUGGAGCCCAUGGCAUCACAUCCCUAGGGGCUGUCAGUGCUCAGCUGAUAGACAGGAGCUGGGUACUGGGCCAGGACUACAGCAUGGUGGAGAAAGCUCUUACCUGUAGGGAGGGGGAGAGUGUACAGGGCUCCCACAUAACUCGCUGGCCCGGCUUCUACAUCCUCCAGUGGCGUUUCCACAGCUCCCCGGUCUGCACCACCUCCAGCCUGCCUCGUGUGGAUGACAUGCUGGCCUCUCUGCAGGUCUCCUCCCACAAGUGUAAGGUCAUGUACUACACUGAGGUGCUGGCCUCUCAUGAUUUCAGGGGAUCCAUGACCAGUCUGGAGUCUUGUCAUAGUGGCUUUUCCCAGCUCAGUGGUGUCACUACCUCCUCUAGACAGUCCCACACCAGCUCCAUCUCAAGGUAGCAUCUGUCCAGCAGGUGUCCUAAGGCAAAAAUGACCUGAAACCUACUGACAUCUGGGCCUGCCGGUGCCUUAUGUGUUCAAAAAGAGGGUUUUUACUCAAACACUGAAAUAAGAAUUUGAUCUGACUGGUAGUGGGCAGAUUGUUUAUUUUUUUGUUUUAAAGGAUCUGUUUCUUCAAAAUCAUGAACCUGAUUUUUUUUUUUGUUUGAUGAAUGACUUAAUUUUUUGUUUGUAUGUUAGUAGUGUACACUAUAGUGCACAUCUACAGUGCAAAUGUCAAAUAUCUGAUUUAUUUGUUAAAUGUCUGCCCACAAAGGUGACAGUACAGAGGAAUAUCUGCUGUGCGUUGGCUGGUUAAAUAAAUCCACAAGUCUCACAAACAGCGUUUUGAUUAUAGAUAAGAUAGACAUAUAAGAAAACCUACCUCCAGUAUGUGAUGGACCCAGCUCCAGUCGCUGAAGUUGUCUUCAUCGCCCACAUGAUGUCACUGUACCCUGUGAGUGGAAUUGCUGUCAGCUCUGCAGUGUACGUGGCACAUAGGGUUUCACACGCACACACCUUGUCUAAGAAAUCAAAAGUAGAGUUAUUUAAAUAAAGAAUUUAUUACAAGAAUUAGUAUUGAUUGCUCCUGAAUGUGUCUUUGUAUUGAAUUUUGAUAAAGGGGUGAGUGCACUAGUGGUGCUAUAUUGGAGUGGUGAUUUUACUAAUCAGAGGGGUUAUUAAUCAUUUUUACUGCAAUAGGUAGAUGUAGUCACCAGCUAAUAUAACAUUUCUGUUAAAAUAUUCAGUACACUCUCUAGAUCCCAUGUUAUAUUGUGUUUUUGGCUUGUUAGGCAUACCUGCUGAGUUUUCUGAGGCAGCUAAUUUGGAUGCAGUAUAGUGCAGCCCCUUGUGAUCUGGCACAGGGCCAGGCAGACAACUGAUUUACAUAAAACUUUAAUUUCCAUAAACAUAUCAGAUGCUUCCAGCUAAAGCUUAAUUGAAUUUGUUUUUUUCUUGGCUUGCAAGCUUGUGUCGUAUUGUCACUUAUACCAUUUCUAUUCAAAGUCAGGUGGAUGGGGUUUUCUGAGGGGCUGACUAAACAGGAGCCUGACUUCCUCCUGGCAUCUUUGAAAGAGAAAGUACAGUGACUUUUCCAGGAACAUAUUUACUGAAUUACUCAGCUUGGGCUAAUGAACUCCCAAGAGGCAAACUGUCCCCAUAAAUAGCAGCACCUCGUACUCCUAAUAGGCCUCAUUUGCUUUUUAAACCUUCUUGUUCCUGACCUUGAGGAGGGCUGGUAGCUGACCCACAGCCAACAAACACUGAGAUCAUUUGUGAUUACAUUUAAAUGUGUUUUAUAUGAAUAACACCAAAUACUUGAUGCUGAUGGGAAUGCCACUAGUUUUGCAUUUUUGACCUGAUGAUGGUGCAGGAUGAAAAGUGAAGGGGAUCAUCUGAGUUGGAACAAUUUAUUCUGAUGGCACUGUGCACCAAAGAGGAAACAUCGGAGAACCACCGAUACAUCUUCUGGGGACCAGGAAUGUCAAGGGUUUUCCUCCUCAGUGGAUAUAU
This is a messenger RNA of Monopterus albus (swamp eel), 3905 nucleotides long. RefSeq names its product SEC14-like lipid binding 1 (gene sec14l1). Gene Ontology annotation, cellular component: cytoplasm; cytosol. The record is from RefSeq and is a predicted model, not a curated record. The coding region runs from base 243 to 2351 and encodes 702 amino acids. NCBI's taxonomy places the organism in Eukaryota, Metazoa, Chordata, Actinopteri, Synbranchiformes, Synbranchidae. Gene Ontology annotation, biological process: negative regulation of RIG-I signaling pathway. Gene Ontology annotation, molecular function: RIG-I binding. The transcript has 16 exons.